GCGUCCACAAACAGCUGGUUCUACUGCUUACUCCACUUCUGUUUCUGCCUUUACUUUUUACUCUACCGGAAAAGGAGGGAAAAUGUCUUUACGUGGUAGUGCUGAUGGCAAUGUUUUGGUGCACAGAGGCCCUUCCUCUGGCCGUCACUGCAAUGCUUCCAGUCUGCCUCUUCCCAACACUGGGAAUUCUUCCAGCCAAGAAAGUCUGCCCUCAGUACUUCCUCGAAACCAUUUUUCUCUUCCUCAGCGGUCUUGUGAUGGCCUCAUCCAUCGAGGAGUGGGGCCUGCAUCGCAGGAUAGCCCUGAAGGUCCUUACUAUUGUCGGAGUAAAGCCAGCUUGGCUCAUACUGGGAAUGAUGAUGACCUCGUCCUUCCUGUCUAUGUGGCUCAGCAACACUGCCACAACAGCCAUGAUGCUCCCUAUUGCUAAUGCCAUCCUGGAGAGUCUGUUUGGAGACCUGGAGACCUUGAAAGAGAAGUGCAAGUCCUCAGAUGAUCCUGAGGUUGAUAUAAUAAAUGAUCGGUCUACUGUAAACCUGCAUUCACUGCCCUCAAUGCCCUCGGAAAAACAAAUGCUGUCAAUAGAUGGGACGGAAGGGAUGGAGCAGAGUGACAUGAGGACAUCUGAGGAGAUACGAUUGGAGUCGCAGUAUCAGAUGAAGGUGUGGAAAGGAUUCUUGAUCUGUAUUCCUUAUGCAGCCAGCAUCGGAGGGACUGCCACGCUGACAGGCACCGCACCCAACCUCAUCCUGAUUGGACAGUUGAAAAGUUACUUUCCAGACUGCGACCUUAUCAAUUUUGGCUCUUGGUUUGCGUUUGCUUUCCCGCUCAUGCUUCUCUUCCUGUUUUUGGGAUGGAUUUGGAUUGCGUUUCUCUACGGGGGAUUGAAUACACGAUUGUGCUUCAAGAAAUAUGACCAAAGAGCCCAGGCAGAGGUCAAAGCAAAGGCUCUAAUAGAGGAAGAUUACAGAAAACUAGGCCCCAUAAACUUUGCAGAGGGAGCGGUCUCUUUCUUUUUUGUACUGUUUGCUGUUCUUCUCUUCACAAGAGAUCCCAAAUUUGUCACUGGCUGGUCUGUGUUUUUUAAAAAAGGGUACGUCUCAGACGCAGUCACCGGCGUGAUCAUUGUGUCGAUACUGUUCUUCUUCCCCUCGCAGAAACCUUCUCUGAGCUGGUGGUUCGACCCUCAAGCUUCAAAUACUCCUUAUGUCCCUCUCUUAUCAUGGAAGAAAGCCCAGGACUAUGUUCCCUGGAAUAUCAUUCUGUUGCUCGGAGGCGGCUUUGCUAUGGCUAAAGGUUGUGAGGAGUCUGGACUCGCCUCCUGGAUCGGAGGCCACCUCCAGCCUUUGGCUGAGGUCCCUCCUGCUGCAGCUGUGAUGUUGAUCACUGCUUUCCUGGCCUGUUUCACUGAGUUUGCCAGCAACACUGCCACAAUUAUCAUAUUUUUACCUGUCAUUGCUGAAAUGGCCAUUCAUGUCUCAGUGAACCCUCUAUACUUCAUGAUACCUGCAACAGUAGGAUGUUCAUAUGCCUUCAUGCUGCCAGUGUCCACGCCACCCAACUCCAUCGCCUUUGCGUCAGGACAUCUGAUGGUCAAAGACAUGGUGAAAACUGGCUUUGUCAUGAACAUCCUGGGUGUCCUCUCAGUCUCUCUGGCCAUGAACACUUGGGGCGUUGCCAUGUUUAACUUGAACACAUACCCAGAAUGGGCUCACCCCAUCAACAAGUCUGCUCUUGUGACUGAUGUACACUCUUCAUCUGUGCAGUCACUCAAUGCCACGCUCUGAUCGCUCACCCAAUCUCAUGAGUGUGAGCAUGGAGGAAGUAUCAUAAGGUUGUAUAAAGAUUUAACACUUAACAGGGACAAAUGUCUGUCUGUAGAUGCCUACUCUAUGUCACUUAAAUGUCAUAACAGUCUGGGAGCUUCAGCUGUUACCCGUUAGGAUGAAUUUAUGUUAUGUUUAUAACACUCCAGUGUCUUUUUAGGCUCUCAAGAGUCAAGGACUCAUGCUGUGAACUGUUACUUUUGACACACUCCAAGUCACCAUGUUCCAAAAAAUUAAAAACAAGCUAGAUUAUUUUUCUCUGCCUUCUUAAAACUGGACAGGAGAGGCAUUUAACCUCAACAACAACAACAGCCAGAGCUCUGAAGAGUCUUUUGAGCUGUUUGUAUCAAUGCUACUAUAAUGACCUCUGCUGGAAGACUGAGCGAGACCUAUGUGAAUAAUUCUUCUAAAAUAUAUAUUUUUGGUUGAAAUCAAAGUGAUCAUGUUACUUGUUUAUGUAUUAUAUGGCACACAUUUGGUUGCCACAGGCAUAGCACAUAAAUAAUGUUUUCUACUUUAGAGUAUCAAUCCUGCGUAAAGAAAGUGUAA
Micropterus dolomieu (smallmouth bass) is the source of this 2375-nucleotide messenger RNA. It is a transcript of the gene slc13a3, whose product is annotated as solute carrier family 13 member 3. The coding region runs from base 105 to 1787 and encodes 560 amino acids. The record is from RefSeq and is a predicted model, not a curated record. Gene Ontology annotation, cellular component: membrane. NCBI's taxonomy places the organism in Eukaryota, Metazoa, Chordata, Actinopteri, Centrarchiformes, Centrarchidae. Gene Ontology annotation, biological process: monoatomic anion transmembrane transport; citrate transport. Gene Ontology annotation, molecular function: citrate transmembrane transporter activity; succinate transmembrane transporter activity; sodium:dicarboxylate symporter activity. The transcript is spliced from 13 exons.